CGAUCGAGCGAUUGUAUGUACGGUGGCUCCCGCACGAGUGAGGAGGAGGUAAGGGGAACUGUCGAGCAGCGUCGUCGGGACCGCCGUUUCUCGUCGAGAGACGCGUCAUUUUACGUGUUACCGAGACACAAUCAGCGGAAACGAGGCGUUAAAAUCGGACCCACGGACGUAGCACAGUCGAGUAUGAGACGCAAGAGUGAAAGGAACAAAGCGAAAGGAUCUCCAGAGAAGAAAGUUGAGAAACCAGUAAGGAAGUCAACGCGUAGGCGUGGCAGGAGAUCGCCUUCUACUUCGUCCGAACAGGACGCUUUUGUCGAGGAUGCGGCUAAAAGUGCCGUUCCGCCCAAGGAGCCCGAGAAGGAGACAAGCGUGCAAACGCGUCUGCAGAGCAAGGAGUUGGAGCAGACGCUACACGGGCGCGAGGAGAAGGUCUCCUCUAGUGAUAUAAACAUAAAGGUGGACUCACCCGAGGACGAGGACAACGGUGGCUCGGUGUGGAAAGUGGCGAGAGCGGAUGCGUCGCCCGGCGAGAUACAGAAGCUGAAAUUAUGUCGGCAGCGCAACACGUCAGAACCGUCAUCAGACACACCACCGUCGAGCAGGAAGGGUGUCAAGUCAAGUAGCAAGUGGCAAGAAAGUGGUGAGGGCGUUGCAGAGGAGGCUGACUCGGCGGACGAGCAACUGGUUUCUUGUACAAGAAUGCUCAGUGGCGCUGAACAGCCGAACGAUCCCUCCUCUUCAUACCCAGGUCAGGACUCCAACGAAGAGGUAAGUGAUAGCAAGGAGAUCCUGCCUGAAACCACUUCGGCCAACUUGUUGUCUGACGAUAAACCAAACAUAGAUCAGCAUGGUGAAGCAAAUGAGGCAAAUUGCGCUGCCCAAAUAGUUGAUAUCGAACCUGGUAAGCCGGGUAGCCCGACAACCACGCCGGUACCUAGCGCGAACGGUGAGGAGACCGUUACCGCUGCCAUCGUUGAAGAAAAUAAACCUGCGGAAGACAAGCCUGCGGAAGACAAGGACAAGCCUGCGGAAGACAAGCCUGCGGAAGACAAGCCUGCCGAAGACACAUCUGCGGAAAACAUACCUGAGGAAGACGUCGGUGAAAAGUCAACGGAGAUAAUUGUCAAAGAGACAUUUGUCGAAGAGACAUCUGUCAAAGAUACACUUGGCGAAGAGACACUUGUCAAAGAGACACUUGUCAAAGAGACACUUGUCAAAGAGACACUUGUCACAGAGACAUUUGUCAAAGAGACUAGCGUUGAAAAUAUUCGUAGAGAUACGAGUAGCGAGGACGAGGAGGAGGAGGAGGACGAUAAAGCGAAAGCGCCUCGUCCAGCGGACUCGUCAUCCGAUUCGAAUGACGAAUCGCGGUCUAAGAGAAGCAGAACGAGUAGCGACCGAACGUCGUCACGCGCGACUCGCAGAAAGCAUCGAAACAAAUACAGAGACUCGUCUAAUUCCGAUACACCCGAUUCCGAAGACGAACCUAUUGACAGAAAAGUCUCUGAGCCUUACGCGGAGGAGGAAGAGGAGGAGGAGGAAGAGGAAAAACAGAGUACAGAGUAUUUGCAAGAGAAUGAUAAACAACAAUCGGUGUCGCCGGAAAGAACUAACUCUCAUUCGAAUAAUGUAGAAAAGAUAGAGGUCGAGCAUAGUGAAACUGUCGAAGAUAAAUCGGAAGAGAAUACAACUGAAAAAUUGGAACAGUCUGCACCGAUUAGCACUCAGGUGGUCGCUCAUAAACCUGUUAAAGUCAACUUGAAGAGAUCAUUCUCAACAAGAAUAUUAUCCGAAAAGAACGAAGUGAAAAGGGAUGAUGCCGAUGCAAAUAUCGACGAUUCCAGUAGUCAAAAUAAGGAAAAUGGCAGCGAACAAGAACCAAAAUGUGUGCCGAGGAAACGUCGAUGGGGGACCGCGCUUUCUACGGACACCGCGCCCUCGUUUUCUGUUUCGACCGAUUCGCUCAAGGCGUUGGUGCCGGGUGCGAAGCCAUUAUCCAUCAACGAAGUUCGUCUCUCGAAGGACGACGACGAGGACAGAGAUCGUCAUAGGAGUAACGAUAAACGGCACAAUUCUAGCGACAUUACAAAUGAUAAGGCGACGGAUGAGAACUUGCAGAAAAAUGGCGCUGCCAAAAAGGGCAAUGGAAAAGUAGAUAAUCACAUCGCGACAAGGCGGAAGAUAUCAAUCGUGAAGGAGAUGCCGCACCUAAAAUCGCCAAGUCCGCCAGCAUCUAAACCUACCAAUAUCCUGUUGAUCAAGAAUCUAGUUCGCCCUUUCACACUAAAUCAGAUCAAGGAGCUCCUCUCGCGUACAGGCACCAUCGUGGAGAACGGGUUCUGGAUGGAUCGAAUUAAAUCUAAAUGCAUCGUCGAGUAUUCCAAUGAGGAUCAGGCCUUUGAGACAAGGCAGGCGCUUCACGGAAUCUCUUGGCCUAUGUCCAAUCCAAAGAAGCUUCAUGUGGAAUAUGCUACGAAGGAGGAUAUGGAGACCGCUCGGGAAUCGUCCAAGGAACAACCGGUUGCGCGCAAAACCGAACCCCUUUCGUCGGAUUCGUGGCAGCAGGAUUGGAAUCGCGACGAGAAGACUAAUACGACUAAGGUGACCGUGGUGAGAGAGUGGGAUCUAGGCAAGGAGGACGGCCAGCAACACAUCAGGGAGAAGGAGCGUGAAAAGAAGGAACAUGAUAAAAAGCGACGAGUGAGGAGUCGUAGUCCAACGUUGGACGCGCAUCUAUCGGCACCGGCUCGCAAAUUCAAGAAGAAGGAGGACGAUCCGCCGCCGGCCAAGCUUCUAGAUGAUCUCUUUAGAAAAACGAAGGCGACACCUUGCAUAUACUGGUUACCGCUUACGAAUGAACAAAUAGUCGUGAAGGAAGAAAUGCGACGGCAACAUAUGGCGGAACACGCGCGCAGAUUGGAAGAGAUGAGACGCGCCGACAGAAAUAGAGACGGGCGACGUCGACGCAGCCCAAGAAAAUAGAAAUCAGCGUGUGAUAUCGUCGGCAACAUAACAUGUACCUUUCCUCCUCUGGUCCCUUCAUCCUAAAUUUAAUUUUGCUCAUGCCAUUCAAUUUUUUUAAAUUCUGCAUUAUGUUUCUUGUUAUUGAUAUAUAAUGUUUAGUGUUAAAAAUAUGUGGAUUUUCUCCUUUCUUUGGAAUCAUUCAAAAACUUUUAAAAAUUUACGAUUCAACAUCUGUUCACAUUCUGAUUUACUUUCUUUUUGCAUUUUCUUUUGUGUUGUCAUCUCUUCAUUUCCCUUUGUCUCUUUAUGUCUCUAUCUCUCUAUCUUCCCAGUCAGUUUAAUUUCAGAUACUAUUCUAUUGCACGACUAUCAAAUGUCCUCUCACAAUUCCUUAUUCCCUUUCCUCGUGUAUCAGAAUUUAACCAUACUUCUUACAGGUCAACAUUUAUCUAUCCCACAGAGAGCCGAUAACUGUAGAUCAGAUGCGAUAGUGGUUCUGUAUUUCCGUCAACCGUUGAUGGCAGAUAGUCCCAAUUCACUCUUUAUGUCAAGUUGAAACGCAGCAUCCACACGGAAUAAUGUUGCAACGUGGGAACUUCUUUGAAGAAAAUAGACGAGACAUAUUAUUGAAUGUGGAAUAGACUUGGCAUUCCUGAAAAAUAUCGUUCAUUUCUUCGCUCUUUUUCUUGUUUCCUUUGUUUUUUAAAUGACUCGAACUCUGACACAAGUACGUUCGAAUGGAGAAAUGAAGCCGUAUGACGAUCUGAAUGGAAAACACCGUCGUCCGAGACGCAGAAGAGCAUUGCUACGAAGACAUUAUGUUGGACGCUACUGAUGAAUGAAAGACGAACUUUGUCUCUGCGUUAAAUAUUCUUCGUCAUCUGUUUUGGUUGCCUCGAGCUCAACAAUUGCCAGCCAUUCGACAACUUUGAUAGCGGCUACACGUUUGGAGGUGUCGCGUCAGUGUGUCUAACCAUAAUAUAGAACUAGCAGGGCAAAGACAUGUCUGUACAUAUAACCAAUACUUCAUGGUGACAUGUAAAAUUAUUAAUAAAUCCUAAAAAUGAUAAGAA
Messenger RNA from Wasmannia auropunctata (little fire ant), 4037 nucleotides. RefSeq names its product apoptotic chromatin condensation inducer in the nucleus (gene Acn). The transcript is spliced from 9 exons. Bases 16 to 2982 code for a protein of 988 amino acids. Gene Ontology annotation, molecular function: RNA binding. The record is from RefSeq and is a predicted model, not a curated record. Lineage: Eukaryota; Metazoa; Arthropoda; Insecta; Hymenoptera; Formicidae.